Messenger RNA from Lactuca saligna, 534 nucleotides. NCBI's taxonomy places the organism in Eukaryota, Viridiplantae, Streptophyta, Magnoliopsida, Asterales, Asteraceae. The record is from the annotation of a GenBank genome assembly.
GGGGGAGAGAAAGAGAACGUGUGUGAAGGGAAAGAGAUUGCGGUUUUAGAAAGAGAAAGAGGUUGGGGAUGGGAUGGGAAUAACUUUAAAGGUCUGAAAGUGGUGAUGGUCGAAAUGACGAUAAUGGCUGGUCUAGUGGAUCAGUAUCUUCUGGCUUGGAAUAGUCUAGCUCUAAAAAUGGUGACACAAUGCCUGAUUAUUUUGGGGAAAGAAUCUAGAGUUAUGAUUUACAUGUUUCCAUUAGCUCCUGGAGCAUCUAAAGCUACUGGAUUCCAUAAAUGGGGAUCACCCUUUAAUGAUUUAUGGUGUUGUUAUGGAACAGGGAUUGAGUCAUUUUCGAAAAUGGGCGAUUCAAUAUACUUUGAAGAAGUGGCAUCAUCAUCUGGUACAUAUCAAGCUCACUUGAAAUCAAGGCGGCUUUUUCUUGCACAGAAAGUUGAGCGUGUUGUUGUGUUGUGUCAUGGGAUCCUCACUUUCGAGUCAUAGUGACCAUUUCCUCAAAGAAGGUAGACAUAACAUCACAUUUCUUUGUAA